Aspergillus chevalieri is the source of this 213-nucleotide messenger RNA. RefSeq lists its product as uncharacterized. The transcript has a single exon. The record is from RefSeq and is a predicted model, not a curated record. Lineage: Eukaryota; Fungi; Ascomycota; Eurotiomycetes; Eurotiales; Aspergillaceae. Bases 1 to 213 code for a protein of 70 amino acids.
AUGCCCCUCUUAUCGCUCCCCAAUGAGCUUCUCUUCCGCAUUGCUUACUUGCAGACCUGUCGCCUGCUCUAUUCGCUAGCCAAUCCACUACUGUUCCAUCAUGUCCAAAACCGCCAAGUCGAAGCGAUGAUGCACGCCAUGGGCUCCGGUGACCAUGUGCACCUGAAAAGACUCAUAGAAGCUGGAAUCCCCACCGAACUGUCUGGUGACUAA